AUGUUUAAGCUAUCGCGACGACGCGACCACUCGCUUCAGCCUCUGACAAAGGAAACGGCCGAUCCCAAUGCCGCUACCGCCGCCGCAUCCGCCUUCAUGCGAGGCAAUCCAACCACGUCAUCGUCUCUAUCUUCAGCUGCAGCCGCUGCCGCCUUACGGGCGCAGCCAAAUCCACCGACAAAUGUUGCGCAAAUCUCUUCGAAAAGAAGCCAGCGCCGCACCGCCUCGCUGUCGUCUCCCAUCGGCCGCGACCGAGGCAAGAGUAAGCUGCACAGAAGCCCUAGCGUGAGUUCCAUGAGCGAACGAACGUUUCGACGAUCACCAUCGCCUGGUCACACGCCUCUCGGAAAACAAGAUGUACCCCCUGUGCCCACUAUCCCAACCUCCAAGGCCGUCGCGAUGCCAUUACGGACUCAAAAUUUCCAAACCGCAAGCCAAAAGUCGCGAGGCAACCAGCAAGGCUCCUGGUUUGGGGCAGCCACUGUUCAUGAUGCAUACCAGGAGAAGGGGACAGAAGUUUUGCCAGAAUUGACACCCGAUUUACCUGAAUCCCGUUCGGGGAGUGUCAGCUCAUCUAUAAACUUCUCAUAUCCUCGUGCAAGGAUAACAUACGACUCACACAUGACAUCCGACGACCUUGUGUAUGACCCGAAUUCAAGAAGAAUGGUCCCGAGGGACGCACUUGUGCAAGCUAGUCAUCCAAUUGAGGGCACAAAACCGACUGAGAAAGUAAAAGGAACAAAACCAGCCCAUCAGGAUCAUAUACCACAAGAGCGAAACGAUGAAAUGAAGCCAGUAAUACCCAGCGACGUUCAGCCGGAACCCUUUGCAAUGGCAACCAGCCAAUCACACGCGGCUGGCAGAUCUUUAGGGAGGGAGAGUCCGGAUGUUAACACAUUGAUGCCGACGAUGGCAACAGAAACGCUAUCACAGGAGAGGGAGCUUGAAGCGAAAGGAUCUCGGGAUUGGCAGAACCAGAAUACUUCUCAAAACGAAGCCUCCGAAUCUGAUAUUGAGCCAAGUUUGACAUCUGGAUUCGCGAACUGGGACAGUACGAAAACCGAGAUACCAGUUUCUUAUGCCGGAUCCGGUUCAGAGACAUCUGUUCGAUCAGCUCAUUUUGCAUCAUCAACUGAUCAGUUGGUCGUUAAGCACGAACCUCCUCCACGAUCUCUGUCUCCUAGAAAGUCAGCCCUUAAAUCUGCCAUUUCGAGUCGUGGAACUCAGCCGUCGCACCCUAAUGAGAAUACGGACUAUCCAUUCAUCGGUACUUCUCACUCUAGCAAGGAUGAUUCCACAGCAAGCCAGAAGAAAAGUGCUAGAGUAAGCUGGAACGACAAUAGCGCAGUUGUAGUUGCUGAGCCUGGCAAUUUUGAAGGAGCAGACUUUUCAGCAGUGCACGGCCUUCAAUUAAGACAUAAUACACAGGGUACCGCCGACAACGCGAAAGCAAACAGGACGUCUUCCCCGCAACAAGACGAAUUAAUGUCUCCUCGACCAGCACUCCCAUUAUUUGGGAGUGUGCGUGAUAAAAAGGGGAAAGAGCCCGAAGAACGGCAGCUUGUUCGUCCGCGUGAACAUUCGCUUUCCCCCCAACCGCUACCACCGGCCAGUUCUCAAACAUUGUCUUCCAUUGCCAAAGAUGAAAUUCCCUCGCCAAUAGAGUCAGCCAAGGCGUUCCAUUAUGGUCGCGGACAGACUCCAAGAAAUGUAGCGAAUAUUUCUAAAUAUCGGGAGCCAUUACCAGCAAUCAUCGCGUCUACCGAAAGUCUUGGACAUGUGAGCGAAGACAUGUAUAGUUCCGGAGAUGAGCUGUUCGAAGAUGUCUCAACCGGCACAGAGCAGUCAAUGGUUCAAAAAUCGUCAAAAGAUGUAUCGGCAAACUCAAGCCCGCUCACUGACGUGUUGCCUGACGAAAAAUCAAAAGCAUCAGACGCGAAGGCAUUGAAUAAGUCGCCAGGCAUUUCUAGUUCAAAUGCGGAUCCUCCGGCGAUACAUCAUGAUAUUUCACCUACGACUGAGCCAAACUCUCUUCCGGGAAGCUUCCCAGAGGAUGAAGAUGUCACCAGGCUCCAUAUGGACGAAACAAACGCAUCUAUCACGCCUAUAUUAGCACAGGUCUCAGGAUAUAAGACUAGCAACCAAGAAGAACACGAUUCAGACAUGGAUAGUAUUUACAUCGAUGCGUACGAAGAUCUAUCCGAUGUUGACGACGGUGGAUUCAUGUCUCUUGAUGCUGCGCUGGUCAGUUCACCCAUGGCAGGUGUAAACGGCAACAAAUCGCGUAUCAAUGCAAGCACUGGAGGGAAGCCGUUGGAGAACACUACAAGUGCCCCCAUUCAAUCAUCUGAGGAUUGGGAGAAGGCUAAAGCAUACUGGAAAAGCCUUAGCUCUGAGGAGAGACGCCAGCUCGAAAUGGAGGCCCUUCGGGAAGCCGACGAUGAGGCUAUACGGGAGCCUGUAUCCACAAAACGAACUACAACCUUGACCGAUGUCUCGGGUCACUCCUCUAAUUUAGAACAGAGGAGUCAACGGCAACGAUCCCAGAAGGAACGUCUUUUGCGAACCGCAAUGGUAUCGCCUGACGAAGCAAGACAGCAGUCGAUCAAUUCCAAGCCGGCCGAUAGAUCUCGAACUCUGUCCAAGACUAAUACCAACACCAAGAUGGAAAUGAAAAUAGGAAAAGAGCCUGUGCGACAUACUGAUUUUGCCAUGACAGAUGCUCAGGGAGGGCAAGGCUCGCUGCAGCAACCAACUACCACGGCACGCACCGGCUUGGCGAUGGGACGCAGGUUACAAAAAUUAGCGCGGCCAAAACGCUCAGCGAGUAAUGAACAGAAGUACAUAGGUGACGAGCUCCGUGGCCCUACCACCAUACCCAGAUCAUCUUACGACCCGAUCGUCUCAACAGAGUAUAGUCUAAGACGUCCAAAGGAAUAUGCGGCACACAGCUCGACUGCAGAACCUCCGGUAAAUACUGCCAUGAAGCCUACUUUACGGCGACGAGGAUCCGACUCCAGUGAGAGCAGUUUCUUAGUAGAGAAUCCAAAGCGUCAGCCGUUCCAGCGACACUCAAUUGCGCCACAUAUCAGCCAAUCUCUAUCAAAGAGAGACGAGGAUUCGACAUACGGCGAUCACAUUUCAGAUUCCAGUGAUGAUGACAUGAACACAACUCCGUUGACAAACGGCUCCAUCACGGGUGAUGAAUUCGAACCCGUUCACUCGAGGUUGAAACAAUCUAUUCUGAACAUGUAUGCACGCAACAACCUCCCUGACCAAAAUUUCAGUGCCAGCGCAGGUUUCAAUUCCGGUUUGCCAAAACGCGAUGCGCCCAAACCCAGAGUCGACCAACACCACAAUGAGGAGAGCCCACAUAUACCUCUUGAUCAGCUCUCCGGCGCGUCGCCUCGCCGACCAGGGCUCAUCUCCACACUCAGGCGCAAGAGCCACGCAAACGUCAAAGAGUCCAGCGACGUUGACGCUGCCCGUAAUACUCUACCGCAUCAUCACAGUGAAGACGCAACGUCUACACGGAACAGCGUCAUACCCAACCAUGCAACAGGCUGGCCAUUGCAAAACAGGAAGGGCGAGACGAAUGAAGCUUCAGUGACGUCACCGCUUGGAGACACAGGAAGACGAUCCGCAGCUAGCGGCUCUAUUGUCAAAGACGAACUGACGUCAGAACCCCGCCAUCAAGAUGAGCUUCAGCUUUACGAAGGCAAUCAACCCAAAGCUCUCAUCGAAGCUACCCCGCCUCCCACGCCCAAGCAAUUCUGCGCCAUGGCAGCUCCGAAAGACAAGCAAGAUAUCCCCCAGGAUGGCACAGGCGUCAUCCAGCUAGACCCAUGGCUAGCCCCAUUCGGCGAUGCGCUGAAGAGGCGAUACUCCAAAGCUCAGGACUGGAUCAAAGUUAUCAACGAAACCGAAGGUGGCUUUGACAAAUUCUCCAAGGGCACUGACAUCUUCGGCUUCAAUGUGGAUGAGAAGAACAACGUUAUAUAUCGCGAGUGGGCGCCAAACGCCGAACAGGCAUAUCUCGUAGGAGAUUUCAACGGUUGGAAUUUCACGUCCCACCCAAUGCAGAAGAAUGCAUAUGGCGUGUUCGAGAUCACAGUCCCAGCCAAGGGGGGCCAGAAGGCGAUACCCCAUAAUUCUAAAGUCAAGAUUUCCCUUGUACUCCCUGGAGGGCACAGAAUCGAUCGUUUGCCAGCCUGGAUUAAAUACGUCACCCAAGAUCUCUCUGUUUCGCCGGUGUAUGACGCUCGAUUUUGGAGCCCAGCGCCGUCGGAAAAAUACGCAUUUCAGCACUCACGGCCUCAAAAGCCGCAGAGCAUCAGAAUAUAUGAAGCCCAUGUCGGAAUCUCAUCGCCAGAGCAGCGCGUCACCACGUAUGAAGAGUUUACUGAAAAUGUACUUCCCAGAAUCAAGGACCUUGGUUACAACGCCAUUCAGCUGAUGGCCAUCAUGGAACAUGCCUAUUAUGCUAGCUUUGGAUACCAAGUCAACAGCUUCUUCGCAGCCAGCAGCCGAUAUGGAACUCCCGAGGGGUUGAAGAAGCUUGUUGAUACCGCUCAUAAGAUGGGAAUUGUCGUCCUCCUGGAUGUUGUUCACAGCCAUGCGUCAAAGAACGUACUUGAUGGCCUAAACCAAUUCGAUGGAACGGACCACCAAUACUUUCACAGUGGCGGAAAAGGUAACCAUGACCUUUGGGACAGCAGACUCUUCAACUAUGGUCACCACGAAGUCAUGCGAUUUUUACUAAGCAAUCUCCGAUUCUGGAUGGAUGAGUAUCACUUCGACGGCUUCCGCUUUGACGGUGUCACCAGUAUGCUUUACCUCCACCAUGGAAUUGGAACUGGCUUCUCCGGUGGAUACCAUGAAUACUUCGGCCCCGAUGUUGAUGAGGAAGCUGUUGUGUAUUUGAUGGUUGCUAACGAGAUGCUGCAUUCGCUCUAUCCCGAGUGUGUCACUGUUGCUGAAGACGUGUCAGGAAUGCCAGCUCUUUGCCUCCCGCUUUCACUUGGUGGUAUAGGAUUCGAUUAUCGACUUGCUAUGGCCAUUCCUGAUAUGUGGAUCAAGAUUCUAAAGGAGCUCAAAGACGAGCAAUGGGAUCUUGCCAACAUCUGUUUUACUCUGACCAACAGACGCCAUGGUGAAAAAACCAUUGCCUAUUGCGAAAGCCAUGAUCAAGCACUUGUUGGAGAUAAAACACUGAUGAUGCACUUGUGCGAUGCAGAAAUGUACACUCACAUGUCGACCUUGUCACCAUUGACACCUGUGAUUGAUCGUGGAAUUGCACUGCACAAGAUGAUUCGACUUCUUACUCAUGGUCUGGGUGGAGAGGGUUAUCUCAACUUUGAAGGCAACGAAUUUGGCCAUCCUGAAUGGCUAGAUUUCCCUCGAGCAGGAAACAACAAUUCCUUUUGGUAUGCCCGUCGACAGUUCAACCUCACAGAAGAUAACCUGCUCCGAUACAAAUUCCUGAACACCUUCGACAAGUUGAUGAAUGAGUGCGAAGCACAACAUGGCUGGUUACACGCUCCCCAGGCUUAUAUCUCCUUGAAGCACGAAGGAGACAAGAUAAUUGUAUUCGAGAGGGCAGGACUCGUGUUCAUCUUCAACUUCCACACAGACCGAAGCUUCAGCGACUACCGUAUCGGAGUCGACGCGCCUGGAACCUACAAAAUAGUGUUGAACAGCGACGCAGAAAGAGUUGGUGGCCAUAACCGGAUUGAUGAAGAAACACGUUUCUUCACGACCGCUAUGGAGUGGAAUGGAAGGAAAAAUUGGACACAUGUUUAUAUUCCUUGCCGAACUGCUUUGAUCUUGGCGCGGGAGAGUUCAGCAACUCACAAGCUGCGCCCAGCAAUUGACUUGCUUCAACCUCCCGGUUAUGCCAGCUAUCAAUGGCCGCCGAUACUUGAAUAUCUUGUCCUCCCUUCACGAAUUUCCGACAGCCAUGCUGAGCCGUUCUCACCACAGCCUGCGCGCUCUGUCGCGGACCGGGCGCGUCCUGGAAAUGCGGAUCGACAGCCCUUUGUCGCAACAAACCGUUCGGCGGAAAUCAGGCUACACACAUUUUCCAUUUCGCCCUCGAUUUCUUCCAAAUCCGUCUUGUUGCGGUCUCUUGCGGCGCCCAUUAACCCUGCCGAUAUAAACACCAUUCAAGGGACUUAUGGCUCUCAGCCUAGCUUUACAUCUUUAAUAGGGACGUCCAGCCCGUCCGUCAUCCCAGGAAACGAGGGUGUCUUCGAAGUUGUUUCAACGGGCGAUCCGGCGUCACCCAUUCGUAAGGGGGAUUGGGUCAUCCCGGCCGUUGCGCAAUUCGGCACAUGGAGGACACAUGCCGUUGCAGAGCUAGAUCAGGUCUUGAAGAUCGACAAGGAGGGACUGCGUGCGACUCAGGCGGCAACCAUAUCUGUCAAUCCCAGCACAGCAUAUCGCAUUCUGAGGGCAUAUGGCCCCAGCACUGGACUGGGCGGCAUUGGGAUGCGACCGCUGGAGGUGGGCAGUGGCGAAUGGUUCAUCCAGAACGGGGCAAACUCGGGAGUUGGAAGAGCCGCCAUACAGCUCGGCAAGCUCUGGGGGCUGAGGAGCAUCAACAUCGUGCGGGAACGAAGCUCUCCUGAAGAAACCGAGGCGUUGAAAGCGGAACUUGUUGGCCUUGGUGCCGAUGUAGUUGUAACGGAAACGCAGUUUCUGUGGCGGGAGUGGAGAGACCAGCUGGCGGAAAUCACAAACAAAGGCCGCGACCAGAUUGGGCUGGGCCUGAAUUGCGUCGGCGGCAAAUCUGCCACGGCCCUCGCUCGCUCGCUCAGCGAAGGUGCCACGAUGGUGUCGUACGGUGGCAUGGCCAAGCAGCCAGUUGCCCUUCCCGUUGGCUUGCUCAUAUUCAAAGACAUCCGCUUUGUCGGCUUCUGGCUAUCCCGCUGGAAUCAGCAGGACGUCGCUGGGCGCAAGCAUAUGAUCGAUUACAUUGUGGAUCUGAUCCGCCAAGGCAAAUUUCAAGAUGUUCCCCUGGACGAAGUGGCGUGGAACUGGGACACUGACAUCUCCACCCUGACACAAGAAGUGCAGGGCGGCCUCCAAGGGUUUAGAAGAGGCAAGGGCAUAUUCGUGUUUGGUGAUACUUGA
Molecule: messenger RNA, 7134 nt
Organism: Trichoderma aggressivum f. europaeum
Lineage: Eukaryota; Fungi; Ascomycota; Sordariomycetes; Hypocreales; Hypocreaceae
Product: CAZyme family GH13
Exons: 13
Coding region: 1-7134 (2377 amino acids)
Biological process (GO): glycogen biosynthetic process
Cellular component (GO): cytoplasm
Molecular function (GO): 1,4-alpha-glucan branching enzyme activity; cation binding; oxidoreductase activity
Source: RefSeq, a predicted model, not a curated record